Messenger RNA from Carlito syrichta (Philippine tarsier), 2115 nucleotides. RefSeq names its product N-acetylglucosamine-1-phosphodiester alpha-N-acetylglucosaminidase (gene NAGPA). NCBI's taxonomy places the organism in Eukaryota, Metazoa, Chordata, Mammalia, Primates, Tarsiidae. The record is from RefSeq and is a predicted model, not a curated record. The transcript is spliced from 10 exons. The coding region runs from base 27 to 1571 and encodes 514 amino acids.
CCACGUGACCGGAGCCCGUGUCCAACAUGGCGGCCUCCACGGACCGCUGGCUUCUCUUCCUGCUUGCGCUGCUCGGCAUCCUCGGGGAGGCGUCCGGCGGCCUCGGCUCGGGGGCCUCCCGCGACGACGAUCUGCUGCUGCCCUACCCCCGCGCGCGCGCACGGCGGCCCCGGGACUGCACGCGGGUGCGCGCCGGCAGCCGCGAGCACGAGAGCUGGGCCCCGCCCCUUGCGACCCCCGUCGCCGGCGGCCUGGCCGUGCGCACCUUCGUGUCGCACUUCGGGGAGCGCGCGGUGGCCGGCCACCUGACGCGGGCCGCGGCGCCCCUGCGCGCCUUCUCGGUGCUGGAGCCCGGCGGGCCCGGCGGCUGCGCGGCUAGGCGCCGAGCCACGGUGGAGGAGACUGUGCGGGCGGCCGGCUGCCGCGUCGCCCAGAACGGUGGCUUCUUCCGCAUGGACACGGGCGAGUGCCUGGGGAACGUGGUGAGCGACCAGCGGCGGGUGAGCAGCUCCGGGGGGCUGCAGAACGCGCAGUUCGGGAUCCGCCGCGACGGGACCCUGGUCACCGGGUACCUGUCGGAGGAGGAGGUCCUGGACACCGAGAAUCCAUUUGUGCAGCUGCUGAGCGGGGUCGUGUGGCUGAUUCGCAAUGGAAGCAUCUACAUUAACGAGAGCCAGGCCACCGAGUGCGAUGAGACGCAGGAGACAGGUUCCUUUAGCAAAUUUGUGAACGUGAUAUCAGCCAGGACGGCCGUGGGUCAUGACCGGAAGGGACAGCUGGUGCUCUUCCACGCAGAUGGCCAGACGGAGCAGCGUGGCAUCAAUCUAUGGGAGAUGGCGGAGUUCCUGCUGAAACAGGACGUCGUCAAUGCCAUCAACCUGGAUGGGGGUGGCUCUGCCACCUUCGUGCACAACGGGACCUUGGCCAGCUACCCGUCAGACCACUGCCAGGACAACAUGUGGCGCUGUCCCCGCCGUGUGACCACCGUAGUGUGUGUGCAUGAGCCCCGCUGCCAGCCGCCUGACUGCCACGGCCACGGCACCUGUGUGGAGGGGCGCUGCCACUGCACCGGGAGCUUCACCGGCCCCGGCUGCGGUGAGCUGGACUGCGGCCCCGCCAACUGCAGCCACCAUGGACUGUGCAUGGAAACUGGGUGCCACUGCGAUGCAGGAUGGACCGGGCCCAACUGCAGCGAAGAGUGUGCCCUUGGCUGGCACAGGCCAGGCUGCCAGAGGCCUUGUGAGUGUGAGCACCAGUGUCCCUGCGACCCCCAGACAGGCAACUGCAGCAUCUCUGGAGUGAAGCUAUGUCUCCAGCCAUCCGAGGCCACCCUGAGGACGGGUGAACUCUCCUUUUUCACCGGGACCACCUGGCUGGCCCUGACCCUGGCCCUGGUCUUCCUCCUGCUCAUCAGCACCGCGGCAAACCUGUCCCUGCUCCUCUCCAGAGUGGAGAGGAACCGGCACCUGGAUGGGGACUACGCGUACCACCCGCUGCAGGAGCUGAACUCGGAGGUCCCGGCUGCUGAGAAGGAGCAGCCCGGGGGCGCCCACAACCCCUUCAAGGACUGAAUCUGUUGAGUGACCUGUCCCAAAGGCUUGUCUGGCUUCUGCAGGGGAAGUUCCACGGUUGCUGGCCAGGAUCGCCUGAGCAACCCCAGCACUGCAGCCAACCUUCUACUGCACCUGUGCCUCGGCCCCUGCAGCCCAGCAAUACGGCGUUCCCUGGAGAGAGGCCGCCUCCUCGCCUGCCUGUGUCUGCUGCUCCAGAGGCCUGGGCCCUGGGAGGCCUGCGCUGCUGCCAAAGAGUCUCCCACCCCCCGGGGAAGGGGCUGCUGGGGAACCGAGCUCAGUGACCAAAUCAUAGCGAAGUGACAGAGCUCGGCCAGCAACCCCCCAGACCGGGUGGGCUAAAGGGAUGGUCUCUGCCUUCCUAGCUCAGGGGACCCUUUCUCUGCAGACCUUGUCACUGGAUUUGCCAGCUAGAAUUCAACUUCCUGUGGUAGGAAGCUCCUUAGAAGAAGGGAUGGGGGUGAUCAUGUUUACAGACCUGUUCUGUCAUCCUGCUGCCAAGAGAUUUUUCUAUCACUUGAAUAAAUUGAUAUAGUAAAAGGAG